This is a messenger RNA of Lolium rigidum, 2157 nucleotides long. RefSeq lists its product as uncharacterized. The record is from RefSeq and is a predicted model, not a curated record. The coding region runs from base 1 to 2157 and encodes 718 amino acids. The transcript has 14 exons. NCBI's taxonomy places the organism in Eukaryota, Viridiplantae, Streptophyta, Magnoliopsida, Poales, Poaceae.
AUGACUGGCAUCGACCUGGGCACCGUAUCUGCGGAGGCUGAGGUGAGAGAGAUGAACGGGGCGAGGUCAAUGGCUCUGUCGUCCCCUAUUAAUUUCUUCUACUUCCUAUCUCAGGUGUCCCCAACUCUCAUUUUCCGCUCAUGGAAAGACUUUGCCCCAAGGAAAUCUGGGGCAACCCGACACCUCUUCUCCCCUCUGUACGUCAGGGGUUGGAUCAGAGAUUUAGCAUGGCCGGCAAAGCUGUUCAGGGCUGCAGAGCCCAUGGAUAAAGUGUCGGGCAGCGGCGAGGAAAGCAGCAGCAGCAGCGCCAUGGAAUCCUUUGUAAAGAACCUUCAAUUGAAACGGAAAAUGGUCAUGGAGCGACGUGCUGUAGAACAGCGGUUCAGGAACGAGCUCAGGGAAAAGAUGAUGGAUGCUCCAUUCGAACCCGAAACAUUCGGUGACCCGGACAGCACCAAGAAACUCUCGGAUUCAAUUAUGAGACGCGGUGUUGUCUCGGUUGCUUUGCUCAGUGAAGACGUGCUGGUAUAUGCAUGCUCCGGUAUAUCCGUAAGCCACACGCAUGCCAAUAUACAAGAUCACCAUACAGUAUUUGUCACUUCGGCGCGUUUGGCCCAGAAAUUUAAUGACAAUAGAACCAGAGAUGAUAAUUUGAGGAUUGAAGUGCGUGCUUCUGAAGGUAGAACUUUACAUGGCUUCUUGUAUCUAUAUGAUGAAAAGAAGGGUAUUGCUAUUGUCACGUCUUUUAGCCUCCAUUACGUGUUCGCUAUGGAUACCUGUAAUCCUUUGGAUCUGCCCGGAGGCACACUCAAUAAUGAUCUAUUCGCAUAUGGCCGUGCCAUCGAUGGUACUUUGAUGGGUGCAAGUUGUUCGCAUCCUGUUUUCAAGGAUAAAGGCACUUCGACAGUCAGUUGUGAGAUAACAGAGAGCGGACAUGGGGGGCCCCUGUUGUAUUUGCCUCCUGGUGGAUCUGAACACAUUGUUGGGCUUAUUGUUAAAUCGGGUCACGGCAAGAUCACCUUUCUAUCCACGAAGCAACUUCAUAACUGGUUGCAGCGUUUUCUAAAGAAAACCAGAAAGAGUAACCACUUUCGUGGAUAUUCCUUGCCUAAAGGUGUAAAAACAGUCAUCCCUUCAGGAUUUAUGGUACGAUCUAAGGUUCUUCAAUCCUUGGGCUAUCCCCUGCCACCGCCACUCCUGUUUGAGCUCAAUGGGAGAUUGACUGGUACGUUUGAAGAGUAUUUUGGCCAACUUCAUUAUUGGAAAGGGUAUCCUUUUCAUACCACGUAUGAUAAUGGCCCAAAUCGUAUCUGGUAUCAACUUGGAGAAAGAGUCACACAGGAAAUUUCCCAAAGUGUUGUCUCAAUUGCUUCAUUUAAGGAUAACACGAGGUGUUUUGCUUGCACAGGCCUGCUUAUAACAGGCAAAGACUGCCCGCUCGUUCUUACUUCGGCCAGUUUGCUCAGGACUGAUGAUGCUGAAGGCGAGAUUGAUGAGAAGUUGAAGAUUGAGGUGUUUCUCCCGCGAAACCAUACUGUGCAGGGGAUACUAGAACUGUAUCAUGAAUAUUACAACAUUGCCGUUGUCAGUCUAAAAAGUGAUCUCACUGUUGCUAUAUGUCCACAAGAUAUCUUGAAUGUCACGGAGUCUAGAAAUACCAAGUCGGUAGGGCGUGCGAGUAUAGGGCGCUCGGUAGUAGCUAUUGGGCGUGGGACUAAAAAAUGCCAUGGAUUAUUGAUGGCCUCAAUGGGUGAAGUGAAGGGUAAAUACAAGGCUAUUACUGAGCGUAAAAGAAAACGGUCUACUGCUCUCGUAAAAAAACCUGAUUGCCAAGACCUUCUUUUGUCCACAUGUCAAAUCAAGAAGGUUGGGAUUGGAGGCCCCCUUAUUGGUUUGGAUGGUAGUUUCAUUGGCAUGAAUUUUUACGAUGAAACUGGAACAACUCCUUUUCUGCCAAGGAAGGAGAUUCUAACAGUUCUGUGCCAAGGGUUUAAUCUGUUAGAAAGUUCUUCUUUGGCCGGUCGUCCUGUGAACAUGGAUUUGUCUCCUAAGACCCGAAUGAGAAAGAGAACCCAGUGGCCUGUGUCCAAGCCAUAUUGGUUUCUUGGUGGUCAAGUACAUCCUCUAGACCAGCUUGUUGGAAAAGUUCUAAUGUAG